This is a messenger RNA of Daucus carota subsp. sativus, 3472 nucleotides long. RefSeq names its product pentatricopeptide repeat-containing protein At3g22690. Gene Ontology annotation, molecular function: protein binding; RNA binding; zinc ion binding. Bases 60 to 2564 code for a protein of 834 amino acids. Lineage: Eukaryota; Viridiplantae; Streptophyta; Magnoliopsida; Apiales; Apiaceae. The record is from RefSeq and is a predicted model, not a curated record. The transcript has a single exon. Gene Ontology annotation, biological process: RNA modification. Gene Ontology annotation, cellular component: intracellular membrane-bounded organelle.
AAAUUUAGGAGAAUUUAAAUACUUGACCCUCUGCUGCCUAGGACACAGAAAGUUGUGAAAUGGCUACCCCACUCCUCACCACCACUCUCACAAUCCAAAACCCAAACAAACCAAUCACCGAGAACCCACCUGAAACUAACUCACUCAAGCUAUGCAAAACCUUAAAAGAACUAAAACAACACCAAGCCCAUAUCACAAAACAAGGCCUUAAGAAAAAGACCCAUCUUUUAACCAAACUCAUAGCUGCCUGUGCUGAACUAGCCACUCCUGAAAGCUUAAAACAUGCAAGAAAAGCCUUUAAUUUGUACUAUGUGAAAAAAGAAAAUGCCCCUUAUCUUUACUUGUUGAAUUGUUUGAUUAGAGGCUAUGCUUUUUGUGGGCUUUGUGAUGAAUCAGUCAAGAUUUAUGCUGACAUGUUGAGACAAGGUGUUGGGUUUGAUCACUAUACUUUCCCUUUUGUGUUGAGUGCUUGUGCUAAAAAAGAUGGGUUUUUUGAGGGAGUUCAGGUUCAUGGGAGUGUUGUGAAGAUGGGUUUUGAGGAAGAUGUGUAUAUACAGAAUAGUUUGGUGCAUUUUUAUUGCGAGUGUGGUGAGGUUGAGGAAGGGAGGAAGGUGUUUGAUGAAAUGUGUGAGAGAAAUAUUGUGUCGUGGACUAGUUUGAUUUGUGGGUGUGCUAGGUGGGGUUUUGCUGAGGAGGCUGUUUCUUUGUUUUUUGAAAUGGUUGGGAAUGGGGUUAGAGCAAAUGAGGUUACUAUGGUGUGUGUGAUUUCGGCUUGCGGGAAAUUGAGGGACUUGGAGUUGGGAGAAAGAGUGUGGAGGUAUAUUGGAGAGUUGGGGGUAGAAAUGAAUGAGGUUUUGGUGAAUGCGGUUGUUGAUAUGUUCACGAAAUGUGGUUCUGUAGAUAAAGCAAGAGAAGUUUCUCGUGGAUGUGUUGGUGGGGAUUUAGUUCUUUACAACACGAUUUUGUCAAAUUAUGUCCAUCAGGGGCAAGCUAGGGAAGUGGUUCCAGUACUAAAUGAUUUGCUGAAGCAGGGGUUGAAACCUGACCGUAUCACUAUGUUAUCUCUUAUAUCUGCAAGUGCAGAAUUGGAAAAUUAUCUGCUUGGUAGAGAGUGUCAUGGUUAUGUUUUGAGGAAUGCAUUAGAAGCUUGUGCUAAUAUCAGUAAUUCCCUUAUCAACAUGUACAUGAAAUGUGGAAAGAAAGAAUUGGGUUGUAUGAUUUUUGACAGAAUGAUGAAUAAGACCGUGGUCUCCUAUAACUCGCUGAUUGCAGGUCUUGUAGGAAAUGAUGAUGUUGAGUUGGCUAGGAAAAUAUUCAGUGAGAUGCCAGAGACUAAUCUUGUGUCAUGGAACACCAUUUUAGCUGGCUUGGUACAAGAGAGCUUAUUUGAGGAAGCAAUUAAACAUUUUCGUAGGAUGCAGAAUAAGGGAAUAGAACCAGAUGAGAUGACAAUGGUUACUGUUGCAUCUGCCUGCGGAUAUUUGGGUGCCCUUGAUCUUGCAAAAUGGACCUAUAGAUACAUUAAAACUAACAACAUAUAUUGUGACUUGCGCCUCAAUACAGCCCUGGUUGAUAUGUUUUCUAGGUGUGGGGAUACUCGAAGUGCAAUGCUAGUUUUUGAUACAAUGAAGGAGAGAGAUGUGUCUGCUUGGACAGCAGCCAUUGGAGCCAUGGCCAUAGAAGGAAACGGAGAACAAGCAGUCCAUCUGUUCCAUGAAAUGAUCAUGCAAGGGGUAAAGCCGGACGAGGUAGCAUUCGUAAAGGUACUGACAGCAUGCAGCCAUGGGGGUCUUGUAAAUCAAGGCAUGUCUAUUUUUCAAUCCAUGACAGAGCUCCACAAAGUUUCUCCUCAAAUUGUUCAUUAUGGUUGUGUAGUUGAUUUACUCGGUCGGGCUGGAAUGUUGAAGGAAGCUUUCAACUUUAUCCAAACAAUGCCCAUCGAACCCAAUGUCACAGUUUGGAGGGCAUUUCUAGCUGCUUGCAGAACCCACAAAAAUGAAAAAAUGGCAACAUAUGCAGCUGGGAUGAUAGCCGAAUCAACUGGUGAAGAUGCUGGGGUCCAAGUUCUGCUUUCAAACAUAUAUGCUUCUGCUGGCAAAUGGACUGAUGUUGCAGAAGUGAGACUAAGCAUGAAGGCAAUGGGGAUAAAAAAAGUGCCAGGAUCUAGCUCGAUCGAGGUUAAUGGCACCAUUCAUGAGUUUACUUCAGGUGAUCAGUCUCAUUUAGUUACAGAUCUUAUUCUCCCAAUACUGGAAGAAAUGAACUACAGACUCAGAGAUGUGGGCUAUGUUCCUGACCUCAAAAGUGUCUUGUUUGAUGUUGAUGAGCAAGAAAAGGAUACAUUGCUCAGUAGACACAGUGAAAAACUAGCCUUAGGCUUUGGACUCAUAAGUACAAGCCAUGGAACGCCCAUACGCAUAAUCAAGAAUCUCAGAAUCUGUUCUGACUGUCACUCUUAUGCAAAGUUAGUAUCAGAGAUAUAUGACCGUAAAAUUAUUAUUCGAGAUAACCACCGAUUUCACGUUUUCGAGCAUGGAAUUUGCUCUUGCAGUAAUUAUUGGUAGCAUGUAAACAAUCCUGUUCGAUAAUUUGUCAAUAGCUAAGUUCUCGGAUUGUUUACAGAUCAUUCAGUCCAUUCCAGAGAACGCCCUACAUAGAUGGUAAAGGAAAUAAAAAGUUUUACAAGACACGAUCAGGAGAUUAUCAUUACACCCUUGCAGUGUUCAGGGAAUGCUAGAAUCUGACCCUUCCUAUUGAAAGACCCCUAAAUUGGAUUAGUAGAGAGAGGGGCACAGGCAUCGAUAUCAGCCUUGUACAUGGGGUCUUUUUGCCAGAGUGUAGCCAGCUGAUGUGGAGAAGUAGUGAGCCUGUGAAUUUGUUCCGUCAUCCAGAGGAAAACUUCAGCUUUGGCUGGAUGAAUAAUAGUAUCAAGUCUUUUGUUAGCAUCAUCAGCACCAAUCCUGUUUCGGUCCAGCUGCUUCAGGUAGACAUUUGUGAGGUAAUGCAGAGGCUGAUUGUAUAAUUGUUUCGUAGAAUCACCAAAUCCACUCCACGAGGUAAAUGGAAUGAUAGCACCACGUUUGGUUGGGAUUGGCAGCUGCAUCAUAUAAUCUUGGUACGCUUGGGCACUUCUAAAGACACCAUUUUCUGCAAUUCAAAUGACAGUAAAAAGAGGGGCAUGUGAAGAUAUAGAAGCCAGACUGAGGAUAAAAUUAGAGGGUAUUUGACAGUGGACCAUGUGAUGAUAUAAUGAUGAUUGACUGGGGAAAAAAAUCUAUUUCAGGCCCGCAACCUGGUCCGCUUUCACAGUUCCACUUCACCUCUUUAAUUUUCUAUAACUUUAGGAAUAGUAAUGUGUAAAGUCAAAAUUUUGAUCCUUGGUUUUCAUCUUGUUUUCAUUUCUGCUUCUUUAACCCUAACCCACUAAAUUAUCCCAAUAACACCUUCAGAUUUAAUAUAACAAUUUUUAAAA